Messenger RNA from Bufo gargarizans (Asiatic toad), 1714 nucleotides. RefSeq names its product cytochrome P450 2C18-like. The transcript is spliced from 9 exons. Bases 24 to 1508 code for a protein of 494 amino acids. Gene Ontology annotation, biological process: xenobiotic metabolic process. The record is from RefSeq and is a predicted model, not a curated record. Gene Ontology annotation, cellular component: cytoplasm; intracellular membrane-bounded organelle. NCBI's taxonomy places the organism in Eukaryota, Metazoa, Chordata, Amphibia, Anura, Bufonidae. Gene Ontology annotation, molecular function: iron ion binding; heme binding; oxidoreductase activity, acting on paired donors, with incorporation or reduction of molecular oxygen, reduced flavin or flavoprotein as one donor, and incorporation of one atom of oxygen.
UCUGGUGAAACCUUCCUGUAACAAUGGAAAUCAUUGGAGCAGGGACCAUUAUUUUGGCGCUUUGUGUCAUAUGUCUCGUUCUUAUUACUAAAUGGCCAGGAAACAGUAAGUGGAAGAGGAUGCCUCCUGGACCAGCUCCACUGCCUGUUCUAGGUAACAUCCUACAGCUGAACAUGAAGGAACUGCCUGAGUCAUUCAUGAAGCUUGCAAAGGUUUAUGGAGAUAUUUUCACUGUUCACUUUGGGCCAAGAACGGUAGUCGUCCUGAAUGGAUACGAUGCAGUGAGGGAAGCUCUAGUGGACAGAGCAGAUGUCUUCAGCAACAGAGCAAAAGUUCCUGCAGCAGAAUUUGUCUUUAAGGACUAUGGAGUUCUUCUCAGUAAUGGGGAACGUUGGAAGCAACUUCGUCGGUUUUCCCUCACCACAAUGAGAAACUUUGGCAUGGGUAAGAGGAGUGUAGAAGAGAGGAUCUUAGAGGAGUCACGCUGUCUUAGAGAUGAACUUAAGAAAAAUACAGGCUCUUUUAUUGACCCCACUUACUUGUUCACUUUGGCGGUUUCCAAUGUGAUUUGUUCAAUUGUCUUUGGUGAGCGCUUUGAAUAUGAAGAUGAAAAAUUCCUUAAUCUUUUGACCAUGUUGAAAGAAGCCUUCAAGAUAAGAAGCUCAUCAACUGGACAGCUGCUCAACUCUUUUCCAAAACUUUUCCUCCGUAUCCCUGGACCACAGCAGAAAGUUUUGAAGAAUAUCUCAUCGAUAAAAGAAUUUGUGAUGGACAAAGUGAAGGAACAUCAGGAGACAUUGGACCUGAACUGCCCCAGAGAUUUCAUAGAUUGUUUUCUCAUAAAGAUGGAAGAGGAAAAGGAAAUCCCUAACACAGAGUUCCACUUCCAGAACUUAAUUGUUACUGUGAUAAACCUUUUCUUUGCUGGAACAGAAACAACAAGCAAUACUUUAAGGAUCGGUCUGAGGAUAUUGCUCAAGUAUCCUGAAGUUCUAGCUAAAGUUCAAAAAGAAAUUGAUCUCAUCAUUGGCCCAAACCAUUGUCCAUCUGUGGAGGACCGCAGUAAAAUGCCCUAUACGGAAGCUGUUAUUCAUGAGAUACAGAGAUUUGGAGACAUCUUGCCCCUGGGUGUUCCACACGCAACAGCUGAAACCACCAUCUUCAGAGGAUACACAAUCCCCAAGGGCACCACAGUGUUUCUUCUCUUGACUUCAGCACUGAAGGAUCCAAAAUACUUUCAAAACCCAGAGAAAUUUGAUCCCAGUCGCUUUUUGGAUAAAAAUGGAGGGUUUCAAAAGAAUGAAGCUUUCAUACCUUUUUCCACAGGAAAGAGAAUCUGCCUUGGAGAAGGAAUGGCAAAAAUGGAGUUGUUUCUGUUCCUUACCUAUAUACUGCAGAAUUUCAAUUUGAAAUCUGAUGUAGAUCCAUCUUAUAUUGACCUCUCCCCACUACCGAAUACCAAUGGGGGAAUCCAUCAACCUUAUAAAAUACAGUUGGUUCCUCGCUAGCUAGUGGUGUGCAUUAAAGCUCCUGGAGUCUGAUUCAACUAUACCCAAAAUCCUCCCAACUGUAAAUGGAGCAUUGGUCUUGUCACAGUGCGGUUCACUGUGACAGUUUUGGCCGUGUAGGCUGGCUGUAUGCGCUCUUGCGUACUGGCUGCAGGCCGAAACCUCUGUAUGCUGGUUGCUUGGGGCUGCAUGCUGGCUGCAGUGUU